AUGGAAACAAUAGAAGAACAACGUGUGUGUGUAAAAUUUUGUUUUAAAUUAGGGAAAAGUUCUAGUGAAACUUUUAAACUUUUGAAGCAAGCUUUUGGAGAUGAUGUUCUGUCUCGGACAACAUGUUUUGAGUGGUUUAAACGGUUUAAGGAAGGUAGGUCAUCCACUAAGGAUAACGAGCGAUCUGGUAGACCAUCGACCAGUAAAACAAAUGAAAUUGUUGCUCGUGUUCGUGAAAUUAUUCGAAAUAAUCGUCGAUUAACUAUCAGAGAAGUUGCAGAAGACGUCGGAAUAUCUUAUGGUUCUUGCCAAAAAAUAUUAACCAAAGAAUUGGAGCUAGAAACGAUCAGCAGUGGUACUUCAUAUGACGAAAUUCAUGUUGAUAACUCUGAAGCAUAUGUCGCGGCGAAUCAAAAUUCUAAUGAACUGGGUUCUCAUAAACCACUAGUCGCAUUGUAA
Daktulosphaira vitifoliae (grape phylloxera) is the source of this 459-nucleotide messenger RNA. Its product is annotated as protein GVQW3-like. The record is from RefSeq and is a predicted model, not a curated record. Bases 1 to 459 code for a protein of 152 amino acids. NCBI's taxonomy places the organism in Eukaryota, Metazoa, Arthropoda, Insecta, Hemiptera, Phylloxeridae. The transcript has 2 exons.